This is a messenger RNA of Anguilla rostrata (American eel), 4152 nucleotides long. RefSeq lists its product as uncharacterized. Lineage: Eukaryota; Metazoa; Chordata; Actinopteri; Anguilliformes; Anguillidae. Gene Ontology annotation, biological process: lipid transport; lipoprotein metabolic process. The record is from RefSeq and is a predicted model, not a curated record. The transcript is spliced from 20 exons. Gene Ontology annotation, cellular component: membrane; extracellular region. The coding region runs from base 83 to 3352 and encodes 1089 amino acids. Gene Ontology annotation, molecular function: lipid binding.
GACAGUCUUUCAACUCACAGUGAACUCUCAGGCAGCAACGAAUGUCUCCCUGAGAACGCUAAAGUGAGAAAAAAAAGGAGGGAUGUUCACUGGAAUGUUAAAAGCCUUUAAACCUGCUGAGCUCACAGUACCUGCACAGGAAGAUGAAUCUGUUGAGAGUGAACUCUCAGCCAGCAAUGACAAUCUCUCAGAUAUCAACACAAAGGAGAAAGGAGGAAUGUUCAGUGGAAUGUUCAGAUCCAAAUCUCCCAAACGUUCUAAAGAUCUUACACCUGCACAGGAAGGCGAAUCGCAAGAUGAACUCUCCGCCAGCAAUGAGAGUCUCUCGGAUAUCAACACAAAGGAGAAAGGAGGACUGUUUGGUGGAAUGUUCAAAUCCAAGUCCGACAAAACGUCUGAAGAUCCCGUACCUGCACAGGACAAUGUUUCUACACACAGUGAACUGUCAGCCAGCAACGACAGUCUCUCUGACAACGCAAAGGAAAAAGGAGGGAUGUUCACUGGAAUGUUCAAAAGAGCCGCUAAGCCUGCUCAGAAAAAUGAAUCCGCAAGCGAUGAACUCUCAGCCAGCAACGAAAAUCUCUUGGAUAUCAACCCAAAAGAAAAAGGAGGGAUGUUCAGUGGAAUGUUCAGAAAAUCUCCCAAACCUGCUGGAGACCCUACACCUGCACAGGACAUGGGAUUCCCAAACAGUGAACUCUCAGCCAGCAAUGACAGUUUGUCUGAGAACAACUCAAAGGAAAAAGGAGGGAAGUUUGCGGGAAUUUUCCGGAGAACUCCUAAACCUGCCGAGGGUGCUGUACCUGUACAGGUUUCCAUGGAUACUGAAGGUGGAGAUGAGAAGAGGGAGCAGUCAUUGAGGAUGAAGAGGAGGGUAUCAUUCAGAGUGAGGAGAACGCUUCCUAGAACUCCAAAAAUUCGGUCCCCAGCAAAGGACUCCGAGGAAGAGGACCUGUUGGCUGAGUCUUUUGAAAUAGAGGAUUUGAGCUCAGUGCAGGAGAGCUCAGUGGAGAUCGAGAUGGUGGAGAUGGCCCCUUUGCCCAAAGAAGGAAACCCCCUCGACUCCGAUGAGGAUGAUGAUGGCUUGCUGGAAUGGUGGAGAACAGUAGAAGGUUGGGAUGAAUGGAAUGAAUCCUCAAACUUUCAAGACGAUGAGGAAGAGCUGGCUGUCGAGCAGGCCGCUGACCGUGUGUACCUGGCGGCUCAGCUGUUCGUGCGCCUCUUUAACCAGCGGGGAGGGUCCUUGCAAAAGCGCAUCUUGGAGCUCCUCACUCUGGCUGACGAAGCCGAUAACUUUCACAAGCGCACCGUGGCGGCCAGCAUGGGCGGUGGAGUGGCCAGCGUGCUCGGGAGCGUGACCACCAUCACGGGCCUCAUCCUCGCCCCCUUCACCUUCGGAACCUCCAUCAUCGUCACGGCCGUGGGCAUCGGCGUGGCAACCGCGGGCAGCAUCGCCUCCGCCUCUGCCAACAUCACGGACACUGUCCAUUCCAACAUGGACCGCAAGAAGGUGGAAAAAAUGAUCCAGGGCUACCAAGAGGAGAUAAAGGACAUCCGGGAAUGCAUGGAAUUUGUACAGGACGGGAUGGAUGCACUACAAGAGAGGAACUUUGAGAAGUACACAGAGAGUGUAUCAAAACGUGCCCUGAAUCAGAAUGUCAAACACGUCGUGAAGGAAGGCGCUCGAGCAGGCAAGGCUCUAAUGAUCAACACAGACCAACUGAUCAGCACCGUGCAAGUACUGAGUGUAGCAGGUGGUGCUGCCAAAGCUGCCCAGGCAAUCAGUGUCACCACUGGUGUCAUGUCAGCACUCUUCCUCGCUCUCGACAUCUUCUUCCUCGCCAAGGACUCUCAUGAGCUGCGCAAGGGUGCCAAGACGCAGUUCGCUACCAAGCUCCGUGAGGUGUGCAAGGAACUACAGGGUGGACUGCUAGAAUUGAACAGAGUCAAAACAGAGCUGCAGAAGACCAUGGAUGGCAUUGAGGUAGAAGAGGUUGAAGAGGAUGUGGAAGAGGAGGAGGAUGAAGAGGAUUUGGACCUUGAGUCUGACCCAGUAAAACUGGCCCAACUGGAGGAGGAGAUAAACCAGAUAGAACAGAAACUGGACCAGGAAGUUCUGGAGAAGAAAAAAGAGGGGGAGGGAGAGGGAAGAAAGGAGUCCAGAAGAAAUGAUAGUAAGGAAGACCAUGUAAAGCCCCAAGGCGAAAAGACAGAAAUGGAUGAAAAAGAAAGUGGGAAGGGAGAGAAUGAGGAAAGAGUAGAAAAAGAAGGGAAGGUAGAAGGUGAAAGUGGAAAAUGUAGAAUAGAUGAGCUGGCAAAAGAUGGGAACCAACAAAAUGAAAAAAGAAAACUGAAUGAACAAGAGAAGAGUGCAGAAGGAGGAGGGGAGCAAGAAGGAAAAAAGAAAAAGGGAGAAGAGGAUGAACAGGGGGAUAGGGCAAAGACAUCAGUGGAUGACCACGGAAAUAACGGAAAAAGAGAGGGGAAUGCACAAAGGAAAAAGGAACAUAGCGGGCGAAUGGAAUGGAGCAAAAACUUGGAGAGAGGGAAGGAUGAAUCUGCUGAAAAGGAAACCAGAUGGGGGAGUGAGCAACAGAACAAGAAGAGCCAGAGGGAUGAAUGGAGGAAGGAUGCAAAGAGAGGGGGAGAUGAACAGGAUAAAGAAAGCAGAGAGGGAGAUGAAUGGAGGAAGAAUGCAAAACUGGAGAGGGAUGCACAAAAGAAAGAACCAAAAGAGGAUAAUGGACAAUGGAAGGAUAUAAAGACAGUGGAGAAUGAACGAGGGAAGAGUGGAAAGGGUGAGGGGGAUGAACGACGGAAGGAUACAAAGAGAGAGGGGGAUGAACAAUGGAAGGAUACAAGGAGAGAGGGGGACAGGCAGGGGAAAAGUGGAAAGGGAGAGGGGGAUGAACGAUGGAAGGAUGCAAGGAGAGAUGUGGACAGGCAAGGGAAAAGUGGAAAGGGAGAGGGGGAUGAACGAUGGAAAGAUGCGAAGAGAGAUCGGGAUGAACGAGGGAAAAGUGGAAGAAGAGAGGGGGAUGAACAAUGGAAGGAUGCGAAGAGAGAUCAGGAUGAACGAGGGAAAAGUGGAAGAAGAGAGGGGGAUGAACAAUGGAAGGAUGCGAAGAGAGAUCGGGAUGAACGAGGGACAAGUAGAAAGAAAGAGUGGAAGAGUGGGAAGACAGAACAGGAUGUGUUGAACUCCAUUCCUCCACCAGCUCGGCCGCGAUCCAAAGCCAUAUCCCACAGUGCAGAAGAGACUAGGUGGGAGGAACCAGUCACAGACCUAAAGGCCCCGCCCCCUGUCCCACACAAGAAGCGCUCUUCCCACAGAGAGCCUCUGUCAAUCUGACCCCAUAACAAAUGAAGAAUGCAAGUGUGUCUGCUAGUUCAGCAGAUCCUGGAGAUUACACAAGCUCCCGAACCAAAUGUUAAUAUUCAUCCAGUCUAUUUAGUUAAUUUUGAUAUUUUAUUGGGCCACUUGUAUACUAAUUCUCUAUUUACAGUAUUCAUAGAUUUUCAUUUUAGGAAAAAUAAGCUAUUCAUUUUUUGGGAAGGGGAAUGGGUUCCUACAGAAGACAUCUUUUUUUUGUUUUUCUAUAUUUAUUUAUUUUUUUGGCAAAUAUGGAAGAUGAGUUCAAGCCUGGGCUGGAUAGAAACACUGGUUUCUAGGCACUUUAUUCUGUCGUGACUGUUUGGGUCCUCACUGUUCUCAUGUUGCUACCACUUCACUUUGUAUUUAAUUAAUAGUUUCCCCACCUGAAAGGUUUCAAAUGAAGAACACUACAAAAAUUUCUGAAUGUAUGUUUGAUCACCCUUUUUGUUUAAUUUAAAACCAACGUUUGGUGAGGGGAAUCACACUUAGGGUAGUGCUACUUGCCAAAUUGCCCAUGUCAGUGUGUAUGUCUAGUUCACUGAGUGUUGGAAUCGGUUUUCAGUAUGUUGUAUAAGGUAUGGACUCGAUAUAGAUUAUGGCUGCUAGCAAUGAAUUCUUAAGGGCCCUUACCGUUUUAUUGUGCCCUUAUUUUUAAUGGUAAAUUAUUUGGUUUCAUAUUUCUGUUUUGUAUAAUUUUUCAGAUUUUUAGGAUUAUCUUGCUCUAUUUAUAGGUGGUCGGUUUGUAAGUGACAAUAAAGAUCUUUUUAAUCGUGUUA